CACCGGCAGUAACUUUAAUCGAUUUGUACCUUGCGAAACACCUAAUCAUAACCCACCUUCUAUACGGAGUCGCGUGUCCCGUUGUUAUUAACAACUUCUGCGAAAAGGCGCCACCAUAAGCCGCAGACAGAGUGAUUGCAGAGAGAGGAAUAACAGAAAGCUCAACUCUUUCUCUCUCUAACUAUACAUACACAUUUUUGUGUAUAUAUAUAUUUAGUUUAUCUUCUCAAAGCCAACCGGAAAAAGCAGCGAUCAAUGAAAAAGUUAUAGAUCUUUGGCAAUCAAGAAGACGGAUUGUUUGAGGCGAUAUUCGAUUCACACUGCUUGAUCAUCGCAUUUCUGUUUCCAAUCCAAUGAUCUGCUUCGAGUUUAGCUUGAAUGCUUGAUAAGCUAACCAGAUGAAAUGAAUAUGAGAAAUUUAUGCUAAUGUCUUGUUAUUUAAGAAGCGAUUCUUUCUAAUAAAGUGGAGUAAACAAAUGAACUGGCUCCUACAAACUGAAGAUCCACGAAUAAGUACAGGAAUACAGUAUCAAUCGAGUGAAAGCUUCAUGGAUUUUCUCGAAGGACUUACCUAUGAGCAUGUCAAUUUCAUAUUUUCUGGUACUACAUAUCCUCAGGAGAUCACAAACUCUACAAUCAACACCUAUGCGUAUAAAUUUGGGUAUUCAGAAGCUGGGACAUUCUCAUACUAUGACUACUGUGAUGAUUAUCCGAUCUAUAAUCAAACAAUGGGGAACAAUGAAUAUACUAGACAAUUGGAUGUUAAUCAGAGGACUACAACACAACAAGAUGAACAAUUAAGCUCGAGUUUUCAUGCUAAUCCAGCAGAGUGUCUUGAGCGCAAUCAUAAUCAUGGUGUACAUGUUUGGGAAGACAAUGUUGAUCUUGACAACAUGACCUAUGAGGAUUUGAUAGAGUUAGGUGAGAUUGUUGGAAGUCAAAGCCGAGGUCUAUCUCAUGAGGCUAUUUCCUUACUCCCCAUUUCAAAGUUCAAGUGUGGGUUCUUUUGGAGAAAGAAAUCCAAAGUGGAGAAGUGUGUAAUUUGUCAGAUGGAAUACAAACGAGGUGACAAACAAAUUACUCUUCCAUGUAAACAUGUGUAUCAUGGUGCGUGUGGGAGUCGAUGGCUUAGCAUCAACAAGGCGUGCCCUGUUUGUUACAAGGAUGUGAAUGUGAAUGUUGGUGGAUCAAAAAGUGAAGAAAGAUUUCAUAAGUGGAGAUAGAAAGGGGAUUCUAUUCAUAUCUUUGCAUCCAUCUCAGAUCCAUAAAUUUAGUUGCAUCUUCAUUGUUCCAUUUUUUUUUUUUUUUUUUUGUACUUUUAUCAGUUAGAUCAUGU
Messenger RNA from Lactuca saligna, 1336 nucleotides. Lineage: Eukaryota; Viridiplantae; Streptophyta; Magnoliopsida; Asterales; Asteraceae. The record is from the annotation of a GenBank genome assembly.